Molecule: messenger RNA, 1673 nt
Organism: Chilo suppressalis (striped riceborer)
Lineage: Eukaryota; Metazoa; Arthropoda; Insecta; Lepidoptera; Crambidae
Source: the annotation of a GenBank genome assembly
AUGGGGAAGGGUAAUAAUAUGAUACCCAAUGGCCAUUUCCAUAAGGAUUGGCAACGAUUUGUUAAGACCUGGUUCAAUCAACCGGCCAGGAGAUACCGUAGAAAACAGAACAGAAUAAAGAAGGCUAAAGCUGUUGCUCCUCGUCCAGCUGCUGGUCCUUUGCGACCGGUGGUUCGUUGUCCGACAGUUCGCUACCAUACUAAAGUAAGAGCUGGACGUGGAUUCACUCUGCGGGAAAUUAGGGCUGCCGGUUUGAAUCCUACUUUUGCCAGAACUAUUGGCAUUGCUGUGGACCCACGCAGACGAAAUAAGUCAGUUGAGUCUCUGCAAACAAAUGUGCAGAGGCUUAAAGAAUACCGUGCACGUCUCAUUCUCUUCCCGAAGGGCAAGAAGGUUCUGAAAGGUGAAGCUAAUGAGGAAGAGCGCAAGUUAGCGACACAGUUACGUGGACCAUUGAUGCCAGUACAACAACCGGCACCAAAGUCUAUUGCACGAGCAAUUACUGAAGAAGAGAAAAACUUCAAGGCUUAUCAAUACUUGAGAGGUGCACGAUCAAUCGCUAAACUUGUUGGUAUUCGUGCAAAGAGAUUGAAAGAUGCUGCUGAAAAUCCCGACGAUGUAACGAAAGCACCAACUGCAGUUAAAGAAGCCAAGACGAAAAAUCACGCGCAGACCAAUGAAAAGUCAAGAUGCAUCAGAGCUCCAAUGACAAAAUGUGAAAAAGGAGAAGCUAUGUCGAGAGUUGAACGUGUCCCAGAAACGAUUUUUAUGGCAUUUGUCGUUUGAAUGCAACAUGGCGAAAGAACUGCCUAAUUAUAGCGACAGGUUUUGCCACUUCCACAGCCACUGGAGUGCCGCAGACGUUUGCUGUAUCAUAUGUUUCUGUAUAAGCUGGUGAAUGGCAUCUUUGACACACCUGACCUAUUACACUGGUCAACAAAAUUUUAACUUUGUCGUGCCACACGGACUUUUUUGAUAUUUUUUACUUUAAUUGGUGAUUGUAAGAAAAAAUAAACAGUUAAAAAAAUUGCUAGACGAGGAUUUUAUUCUAUUGAGUAAUUUAAAAUAUUUAGAAAAUCAAAAGUUGUUUUUUUUUUAUAAAUGACAAUAAUCUAUAAUUUUCUUGAAUAUUUAGCUUCUGGUUGGUCCCUUUUAAUUCUCCAGCAGUAAUCUGCUAAAAUUUGGGCUCCAUUUGCCCUGGUACCGCUUUUCCUUAUUAAAAAUGUCCUGAUGGAACCUCCCACCGUGCUCGUCGCUGACAGCCCCUAAAUUGUCAGGAAACAAAUCAGAUGCGAGUCUAAAACCUAGAUCUUAAGUGACAUGUUGCAACCCAAUGCUUGAUAUGACAAUAAUAGCUCGCUAACCACUUCUCUGUAGUUGUCAGUCUUGUGGUUUCCCAAAAAAUUUGCAACAACAUUUCUAAAAGCCUUCCAUGCAGAUUUUUCUAAAUCUCUUAAUUUUUCUUCCAAUCUUGAAUGUUUUAUAACUCCCUAAUUUAAGGGCCAACAAAAAUACCCUCUUUUAUCUUUGCAUAACUUAUUUUUGGGAAUUUUUCUUUUAGAUACAAAAAUCCACUCCCAUUGCGAUCCAUUCGAGCCUUCACAUUUUUUUUAUUAAUCCUAAUUUAAUAUAUAAGAUAAGUUAUAGGGUAACUAACUGUUUUUUUUUUCUUG